AUGAAAGUGACAUCAUAUGAAUUUUGCAGUCUUACUGAAGUGAAUUUAAAAACAAUAUUAAAAAAGUUUACACCAGAAAAACGGGAGAAGAUUAUCUUUUCAACUGGUAUUGGUUCAUUUUGGACACAUUUAAAGGAUGGGUGUCAAACUGCUCAUGUUGGUUUUCCUUACUUUGACAGUGGUACAUACAACUACAACCACCACCACUGCAGCAACUACAACCACAGCCCCAACAACAACCAUGAUGGUGAUUACAACAGCAGUCCCGACAACCACCACCACUGCAGCAACUACAACAACCACGACCACUGCAGCAACUACAAUUACAGCGCCAACAACAACUACAACAGCAGCCACAACAACUACAACAGCAGCCACCACAACUACUACAGCAGCCCCGACAACCACGACCACUGCAGCAACUACAACUACAACUGCAGCCCCAACAACCACGACCACUGCAGCAACUACAACUACUACAGCAGCCCCAACAACCACGACCACUGCAGCAACUACAACUGCAGCCCCAACAACCACGACCACUGCAGCAACUACAACUACUACAGCAGCCCCGACAACCACCACUACUGCAACAACUACAACUACAGCCCCAACAACAACCACUGCAGCAACUACAACUACUACAGCAGCCCCGACAACCACCACCACUGCAGCAACUACAACUACAGCCCCGACAACCACCACCACUGCAGCAACUACAACUACUACAGCAGCCCCAACAACCACGACCACUGCAGCAACUACAACUGCAGCCCCAACAACCACGACCACUGCAGCAACUACAACUACUACAGCAGCCCCGACAACCACCACUACUGCAACAACUACAACUACAGCCCCAACAACAACCACUGCAGCAACUACAACUACUACAGCAGACCCGACAACCACCACCGCAGCAACUACAACUACAGCUCCAACAACGAUGACCACUGCAGCAACUACAACUGCAGCCCCAACAACCACCACCACAGCAACUACAACUGCAGCCCCGACAACCACCAUCGCAGCAACUACAACUACAGCCCCAACAACAACGACCACUGCAGUGACUACAACUACAGCACCAACAACAACGACCACUGCAGUGACUACAACUACAACUGCAGCCCCAACAACGACCACCGCAGCAACUACAACUACAGCUCCAACAAUGAUGACCACUGCAGCAACUACAACUGCAGCCCCAACAACCACCACCACCGCAACUACAACUGCAGCCCCAACAACCACCACCGCAGCAACUACAACUACAGCCCCAACAACGACGACCACUGCAGUGACUACAACUACAGCACCAACAACAACGACCACUGCAGUGACUACAACUACAACUGCAGCUCCAACAACCACCACCACUGCAGCAACUACAACUGCAGCCCCGACAACCACCACCGCAGCAACUACAGCUCCAACAACGAUGACCACUGCAGCAACUACAACUGCAGCCCCAACAACAACGACCACUACAGUGACUACAACUACAACUGCAGCUCCAACAACCACCACCACUGCAGCAACUACAACUGCAGCCCCGACAACCACCACCGCAGCAACUACAACUACAGCCCCAACAACGACGACCACUGCAGUGACUACAACUACAACCGCAGCCCCAACAACCACGACCACUGCAGUGACUACAACUACAACUGCAGCCCCAACAACCACGACCACUGCAGUGACUACAACUACAACUGCAGCCCCAACGACGACCACUGCAGCAACUACAACUGCAGCCCCAACAACGACAACCACUGCAGCAGCUACAACUACUACAGCAGCCCCGACAACCACCACCAAUGCAGCAACUACAACUGCAGCCCCAACAACGAUGACCACUGCAGUGACUACAACUGCAGCCCCAACAACGAUGACCACUGCAGUGACUACAACUGCAGCCCCAACAACCACGACCACUGCAGCAGCUACAACUACUACAGCAGCCCCGACAACCACCACCAAUGCAGCAACUACAACUGCAGCCCCAACAACGAUGACCACUGCAGUGACUACAACUGCAGCCCCAACAACGAUGACCACUGCAGUGACUACAACUGCAGCCCCAACAACCACGACCACUGCAGUGACUACAACUACAACUGCAGCCCCAACGACGACCACUGCAGCAACUACAACUGCAGCCCCAACAACAACAACCACUGCAGCAGCUACAACUACUACAGCAGCCCCGACAACCACCACCACUGCAGCAACUACAACUGCAGCCCCAACAACGAUGACCACUGCAGUGACUACAACUGCAGCCCCAACAACGACGACCACUGCAGUGACUACAACUACAACUGCAGCCCCAACAACGAUGACCAAUGCAGCAACUACAACCGCAGCCCCAACAACAACAACCACUGCGGCAACUACAACUACAGCCCCAACAAUGACCACUGCAGUGACUACAACUGCAGCCCCAACAACGACCACUGCAGUGACUACAACUGCCGCCCCAACAACGACCACUGCAGUGACUACAACUGCAGCCCCAACAAUGACCACUGCAGUGACUACAACUGCAGCCCCAACAACGACCACUGCAGUGACUACAACUGCCGCCCCCACAACAACAACCACUGCAGUGACUACAACUGCAGCCCCAACAACGACGACCACUGCAGCAACUACAACUGCAGCCCCAACAACAACGACCACUGCAGUGACUACAACUGCAGCCCCAACAACGACGACCACUGCAGCAACUACAACCGCAGCCCCAACAACGACCACUGCAGCAACUACAACCACUACAGCAUCACCAACAACCACUACCACUGCAGCAACAACAACCACGAUGGCGACUACAACUACAACCGCAGCCCCAACAAUGACAACCACUGCAGCAUCCCCGACAACCACUACCACUGCAGCAACAACAACCACGAUGGCAACUACAACUACAACCGCAGCCCCAACAAUGACGGUGACUACAACCACAGCCCAAACAACAACCACUGUGGCAAUUGCAACUACUACAGCAGCCCCAACAACCACCACCACUGCAGCAAUUACUACAGCAGCCCCAACAACCAUGGCGGUGACUACAACUACAAGUGCAGCCCCAACAACAACCACUGUGGCAACUGCAACUACUACAGCAGGCUUGACAACCACAACCAUGGCGGCAACUACAACCACCGCCACAAUUACAACUGCUACUGCAGGUCCAACAAUGAUAAACACUGCGACAGCAGCUAUGCCCACCACCACAGCUGCACCAACUGCUGCAACUGUAACAACUACAAAUGCUGUGACAGCAACAGAAACAAAUACAAUUGUAGCAACUACAGUAAUCAACCCUGCGCCUGUAACUGAAGCAAUCACAAAUAAGAAUUUGACUUUCAGAUCACUAAAUGCUACAUUUUCAUCUGACUUGUUGGAUCAAUCAUCUCCUGCAUAUAAAAGU
This is a messenger RNA of Solea solea (common sole), 3439 nucleotides long. Its product is annotated as GATA zinc finger domain-containing protein 14-like. The coding region runs from base 1 to 3348 and encodes 1115 amino acids. Lineage: Eukaryota; Metazoa; Chordata; Actinopteri; Pleuronectiformes; Soleidae. The transcript has 4 exons. The record is from RefSeq and is a predicted model, not a curated record.